This is a messenger RNA of Castor canadensis (American beaver), 932 nucleotides long. Its product is annotated as dnaJ homolog subfamily B member 3-like. Gene Ontology annotation, molecular function: Hsp70 protein binding. The record is from RefSeq and is a predicted model, not a curated record. NCBI's taxonomy places the organism in Eukaryota, Metazoa, Chordata, Mammalia, Rodentia, Castoridae.
CCGCGGGCCGCCCGGCCCGACAACAUGGUGGACUACUACGAGGUGCUGGGCGUGCCCCGGCAGGCCUCCACAGACGCCAUCAAGAAGGCGUACCGCAAGCUGGCGCUCAGGUGGCACCCUGACAAAAACCCCGGCGACAAGGAGGAGGCCGAAAGGAGGUUCAAGCAGGUGGCCCAGGCCUACGAGGUGCUGUCGGACGCCGGAAAACGCGACAUCUACGACCGCUAUGGCGAGGCCGGAAUGGACGAUGGCGGCUACCCAGGAGGCCGCCCCUGCCAGGACGAGUUCGUCUUCACCUUCCGCGACCCCGCCGACGUCUUCAGGGACUUCUUCGGCGGCCGCGACCCUUUCUCCUUUGACUUCUUCGGAGACCCGCUGGACGUUUUGGGGGGCCGGAGACGCUCCCGCAGAAGCAGAUUCAGGGACUCGGAGCCCCUCUUCUCCACCUUCGCUGCAUUUCCAGCUUUCGAUGAUGACUUUUCUUUUAGCAGAGGAUUCACGUGCUGCGGCUCCCUGGGAAAUGAAGGCCUUUCCUCCUUCUCCAUGUCCUGUCGCAAUGGUGGGACGGGCAGCUUCAAGUCCAUGUCCACGUCCACGGAAAUAGUCAGUGGCAAAAAAGUCACCACCAAGAGAAUCGUUGAGAACGGCCAGGAGAGGGUGGAAGUGGAGGAAGAUGGACGGUUAAAGUCCCUGGUGAUCAAUGGCAGAGAGCGCUUGCUACACAUGGACCCAAGCAAUGCCCACUGACUAAAACAGCAGGACAUUUGAGGAAUAGCAAGGCCUUUUCUUUUAAGAUUGCAAGUGAAGUCUCCUUUCAGAACAGCAGUAACCAAGAAUUUAUAAACAGUUCAUGCCAGCGACUAUUUGUAGUUAUUGUUGGAACCAUAAGAAAGGAUCACCAAAUCUCUAAUCCUAAAGCAGAUGAACAUUAU